Molecule: messenger RNA, 1145 nt
Organism: Ichthyophthirius multifiliis
Lineage: Eukaryota; Ciliophora; Oligohymenophorea; Hymenostomatida
Exons: 3
Source: RefSeq, a predicted model, not a curated record
AUGGCCGAAAACAAAGUAUUACUUUCUGUUCCUAUAGUUGAUAUUUCUCUAUAUUUAAAUAGAUCAGAAGGAUAUUAAAAAUAAUGCCUUGAAGUUUCUGAUGCCUUACAUAAAUUUGGUUGUGUUAUUAUUAAAGAUCCUAGAAUAAACUAAAGUCAUAAUGAUUAAUUUAUUAACUUAUUUGAAAAAUAUUUUUUAAGUCGUGGUGAAAUGUAUUAUUAAGGCUAAAAAAUAAAAGAAGCUUUUCCUGAAUGGGGUUAUUAAUCUGGAGUAACUCCUCCAUUUAAAGAGCGUGCUAGAAUCCACUAAAAAUUAGUUGAAUAAUUUUAAGGAGAAAACAAAGUCCAUACCCCUUAACCCCCACCUUAUGAUGCUAAAUGGAGAUAUUUUUAUAGAAUCGGUGAAUUACCUGAAAAUAGAGGGACAUAAUUUUGCCCACCAAAAGUAGUUCCUGAAGAUUUUCCCGAUUUUGAAAAAACUUGUGAAUAAUGGGGAUAUUUAAUGCUUGGGGGAUGCGAAACAGUAGCCAAAAUGGCUGCCAUAGGAAUGGGAUUGCCUGAAGAAGUUUUUACAGAAAAAAUGAAAGGUGGAGAUCAUUUAUUAGCACCGACAGCUUCUGAUUUAGUUAAAAAUGAUAAAGGAAGUGUUUUUGCAGGAUUUCAUUAUGAUUUAAAUUUUCUUACUAUACAUGGUAAAAGUAGAUAUCCUGGACUUUUUAUUUGGUUGAGGACAGGUGAAAGGAUUUCAGUUUCUAUUCCUGAAGGAUGCUUAUUAUUGUAAGCUGGUAAAUAAUUUGAAUGGUUAACAGGAGGAUAUGUUACGUGCGGAUUUCAUGAAGUUUAUUAUACUGACUAAGUGUUAAAAAAGAGAGAUGAGGCGAUAUAAAAUAAUUAAAUUCCUUGGAGAAUAUCUUCUACUUUCUUUUCUCAUAUUAGAUUUGAUGCCUUUUUGGAACCAGUUGGUAAAUUUGCUACUUAGGAAGCAUUGGAGAAAUUCCCGAAAAUUAGAGCUUUGGAUUAGGUUUUAGAAGAAAUUAAGAUUAUUGAAUUAAAAAAAGAUUGAUAUAUAUAUUUAUAUUAUAUAUCUGAUUUUAAAAGAUUUUUUUUUAAAUUAAAAAUAAUAUAAUAUAAAAAAUUUAUAGAAAU